AUGCAUCUUCCUCGAUUCAUUGCCGCAGCUCUGGUAGCAAGACAGUCUGUGAUGGUGUUGCCUUCAUCAUAUUGUUCUCCUGACUGCCCGACAUGCAGAAUCGAAGCAUUGGCAUUUAAUAGCACGACGUCUUGUGCAGAGAACUCAACAUUUAUCACCAGCUGUGGAAAUUGUCAAACUUGCGUGUUGACCUAUUCAAUUGAAAAUCCAGACGUCAAUACCGAUCAACAAGAGAUCAUACCUCUCAUCUCCACGCAAUUGAAUAAAUGUCUCAACACGCCGGGGGGAGGGGAGAUACAACAGUACGCAUUGCAAGUAUCAAACUUAACAGCUUUGUAUUCGCGAAUAGUUGGGACUGGGUCUUCCACGACUUCUGGAGCCACGGCGACAAAGACGAGUUCUUCGACUACGACUGGACUAGUUAAUUUGGUGACAACGCCUGCUAGUAGUUGGUCUGGGAGUUUAAUGAGUGAUUCGGGGGAUUGGACAACCGUUUUGAGUACAGCUACUUGGGCAAGUGCUUAUUUCAGUGCGCUCUCUGAAGCAUCGAUAUCUGCCAUGAAAGUAUCCUCAUAUUCCAGGGCCUCCAUGACCUCUAUUUCAUCGAUCCCAACCUCAGAUCCCAUACCAACAUUGAUUCCUACCCCAACUCCAGCCACGAACUCCGAAACCAACAGUACUUUCAAUUCCACUAUUCCCCUGACAACUGCCAGCACCACAACCCCUUUAAACAAAACUUGGAUAAUAGGCCCCAUAAUCGGUUCACUCCUCGGCAUGUCUACCGUAUUCAUAGUAAUCUUUUUCACUCGUCGCAAACAACAUCGCGAAUUCCUCUUUCAACAACAUCUUCUCCACUCACGCCAUACCCCAAUUGAUAUAGAACCCUAUAAAAAUUUCGGUAAUCUUCAUAGUCCGGCAAGCACGAGUAGUCAUAAUAGUUAUGGUGAUGGAUAUUUGGGAACCGGAGGAAAAGCACAAUUACACGGGGAGAGUAUGGAGAUGAGAGAGUUGCAAGGGAGAGAAAUCAUGGCGCCAGUGGAAUUACCAGCUAGGGAACCGGUGGGGAGUGAACUGUUGACACCGAUUGGUAAAAAUGUCAAGAGAAAGAGGAAAAGAGAAGCGAGUCCUGUGUCGCCAUUGGUUUCAACGGGACUUGGGGGUUUAGGCGAAGAAAAAUAUGAAAAGGGGGAGACGGACUUGGGGACUCUGAGUAUACCGCGGAUAGUCUUACCCGACGGGAAUGCCAAUGAAGUAAUGGAUGAAGGGGAGGAGAAUGAUGGAGAUGAAAUAGUCGAGGAAGUCGAAUGGCCAUUGCCAAUGAGUCCCUUACAAGCAUUGUUCAAAACGACAGAGAUGAGGGAUGGGAAGGCAGACGCUGAUGAGGUACGGCAUGAGACUUAUUAUCAUCCCUGA
This is a messenger RNA of Botrytis fragariae, 1413 nucleotides long. RefSeq lists its product as uncharacterized. The transcript has 3 exons. NCBI's taxonomy places the organism in Eukaryota, Fungi, Ascomycota, Leotiomycetes, Helotiales, Sclerotiniaceae. The record is from RefSeq and is a predicted model, not a curated record. The coding region runs from base 1 to 1413 and encodes 470 amino acids.